Messenger RNA from Striga hermonthica, 414 nucleotides. The record is from the annotation of a GenBank genome assembly. NCBI's taxonomy places the organism in Eukaryota, Viridiplantae, Streptophyta, Magnoliopsida, Lamiales, Orobanchaceae.
AUGUCACAACCCCUAGAUCAAGUGUACCAAAAUCCUGUGAUGACGAGGCAGCCCGAAUCGUCGCACUCUAACGGUUCGUUCGGGCCGGUUUUCGUGGUCCUAGCCGUGAUUGUGGUCAUAUCCGCGGUGGCUUGCGUCCUCGGCCGAUUCUGCAGCAAGCGGCACAACCGGGCAAAGGAGGGGGCCCACAAGCACUCCAAGCCCAGCAAGCAAAGCCAGGCCGGGCUUGGCCCCAAGGAGUGGGAAUCUCGGAAAAAGCCGAGCUUCAACAUGAGAGAUGGCGACAUCGAGUUCGGGUUCGAAAAGAAGAUUCAUUCUGGGAAAGGGGCUAAGAAUGGAGGAAAAUCUCACAAGCCAACACAUUAUAAUGGUGCUCAUCAUGGACCUGAGAUCAAAUUUGCAAAUCAUGUUUAA